Molecule: messenger RNA, 2185 nt
Organism: Seriola aureovittata
Lineage: Eukaryota; Metazoa; Chordata; Actinopteri; Carangiformes; Carangidae
Product: alpha-amylase-like
Exons: 9
Coding region: 505-2088 (527 amino acids)
Biological process (GO): carbohydrate metabolic process
Molecular function (GO): alpha-amylase activity; cation binding
Source: RefSeq, a predicted model, not a curated record
UGAGAGGUUAGAAUACAACUUUUUCUUCUUCCUUUUUGAAUUAGUGGAAGAUAAAGUUUUAAAUAUAGCAUUAAGGUAAUGUCUGAAGGCAGAAUAUAAAAUUUUUGUGGGCUAGUGUUGAAACUGAGUAUGUUAGAAGUUCAUCUUACUGCCGCAUGACAAGGCAGUGAUUCUUUUGGACUCUGUUUCAGUUUGUUUUUACCUCUACAAAAUGAUAAAACUCUGUGGAAAGAUAUGUCACCGUGUGUCGCAUAGGAAAGUAUUCUGGAUCUUUGACACUUUUUCAGUCUCUUUAAACCUGUUAUUUUUUAUGUUUGGGGAAAAGCAUUGUGCACACCUUUAUGCUUCUCAGUUUUUAUGUGCCUUGAAACUAUUUUUUGUUCCGCAUGUUUUGAAAGAAGGUAGGAAACUUUGAUAAAGAAACACCUGUUUAAUAUCCAUGCUGAUAUUUCCCAGCCUCUCAUUGGUCCGUGAGAAGAAAGAAUCAGUAUAAAUAUUAACAGCAUGGCAGCAGGACAGUGUGUUUUUCUGGCUCAUCGACGGGGAAGCAUGAAGUUGUUCAUUCUGCUGGCUCUGUUCGGGCUCGGCUUCGCCCAACACAACCCUCACACCAAGCAUGGAAGGACAGCCAUCGUCCACCUGUUUGAGUGGCGCUGGGCCGACAUCGCUGCAGAGUGUGAGCGUUUCCUGGGUCCCAAUGGCUUUGGUGGAGUUCAGAUCUCUCCUCCAAAUGAGCACAUUGUGCUGAACAGUCCCUGGAGACCCUGGUGGCAGAGAUACCAGCCAAUCAGCUACAACCUGUGCUCCAGAUCUGGCAGCGAGAACGAGCUGAGAGACAUGAUCACCAGAUGCAACAACGUUGGGGUCAACAUCUAUGUGGACGCUAUCAUCAAUCACAUGUGUGGAGCCUCGGGUGGAGAGGGAGACCACUCCUCGUGUGGAAGCUGGUUCAGCGCUGGCAAGAGGGACUUCCCCGGUGUCCCCUAUUCCCACUGGGACUUCAACGACAACAAGUGCAGGACUGGCAGCGGCGAAAUUGAAAACUAUGGUGAUGCUUCUCAGGUACGUGACUGUCGUCUGGUUGGUCUGUUAGACCUCGCCCUGGAGAAGGAUUACGUUAGGGGCAAGGUGGCUGACUACAUGAACAAGCUGAUUGACAUGGGUGUGGCUGGAUUCAGAGUGGAUGCCUGCAAACACAUGUGGCCCGGUGACCUGGCGGUUGUCUAUGGUCGUCUGCACAACCUCAACACCAGCUGGUUCCCCAAUGGCUCCAAACCCUUCAUCUACCAAGAGGUUAUUGAUCUGGGAGGUGAGCCCAUCACAUCUACUGAGUACGUCCAUCUGGGAAGGGUAACUGAGUUCAAAUAUGGUGCCAAACUGGGAACUGUCUUCAGGAAAUGGAAUGGUGAGAAGCUGUUUUACACCAGGAACUGGGGAGAGGGUUGGGGUUUCAUGCCUGACGGUAAUGCUGUUGUCUUCGUUGACAACCACGACAACCAGAGAGGCCAUGGUGCUGGUGGUGCAUCCAUCGUUACCUUCUGGGACUCCAGGCUCCAUAAGAUGGCUGUUGGCUACAUGCUGGCCCACCCUUAUGGAGUGGCCAGGGUGAUGUCUAGCUUCCGUUGGAACCGCCACAUUGUGAAUGGAAAGGAUCAGAAUGACUGGAUGGGCCCUCCCAGCCAUGGUGAUGGAUCCACCAAGUCUGUUUCCAUCAACCCUGACCAAACUUGUGGAGAUGGAUGGGUGUGUGAGCACAGAUGGCGUCAGAUCAAGAACAUGGUCAUCUUCCGUAACGUGGUCAAUGGAGAGCCUCACUCCAACUGGUGGGACAACCAGAGCAACCAGGUUGCCUUUGGACGUGGUAAUCGUGGUUUCAUCGUCUUCAACAACGAUGACUGGGACCUGGAUGUGACCCUGAACACUGGCAUGCCUGGUGGCACCUAUUGUGACGUCAUUUCUGGACAGAAGGAAGGAAACAGGUGCACUGGGAAGCAGAUCCAUGUGGGCGGUGAUGGCCGAGCUCACUUCAGGAUCAGCAACAGAGAUGAGGACCCCUUCGUUGCUAUUCAUGCUGAAUCCAAGCUGUAAACAUAUUCUCUAUGACAUUAGAUAAAUCUUAUUUUUCAGCUUUAAUGGAGAGUUGGAUUUUUUUACUGACACAAUAAAAAAAAAAAUCUGAGUUAAA